This is a messenger RNA of Macrosiphum euphorbiae (potato aphid), 2757 nucleotides long. Lineage: Eukaryota; Metazoa; Arthropoda; Insecta; Hemiptera; Aphididae. The record is from the annotation of a GenBank genome assembly.
AUGUCGAGCCAGCACGUUGCGGUUGUAAGGAUAAGCCGUGGAUUGGAAGCCGAUGCAAUCACGGUGGUGUCGGCAUACUUUAAGUACAAUGUGCCGACACACCACUUUAUCGAAAAGUUGCGUACAAUUCUAAUGCGUGAAGCCCGCACCCUCAUUGGGGCAGAUGUUAACGGGCACUCUCUGUUGUGGCACUGCCCGACUGGAAAUAACAGAGGACUCCAAACAGAGGAGCUGAUAGAAGACUUCGACCUUACGGUGGCGAAUAGGCCCGGUCAAUUGAGUACAUACGAGCGCGAAGGCAUGGGCGCCUCGAAUAUUGAUGUGACGUUGCUCACACCCCAAGUCCGCGACAUGGUCAGCAACUGGAUGGUCAGUGAUACCACAGACAGCGACCACAGGGUUAUCUCAUACAGCCUCAGUCUCAAUCAGAGAGUACCGCAAAUCAUGAUCCCGUGCCGCUUUAACACACGUAAGGCAGAUUGGCGCGGUUUUGCAAACAACCUGAGCAGGCUAAAGCCUACUGUGGACAGGUCAACGAUAGAUACUCAGGCCCAUACUAUUAUAGAUGUAAUCCGCAGGGCGGCGGUAGCGUCAAUUCCGAGGAUUAGAAAACCAGGCGUCCGGGCUGGCAGACAGCCAUGGUGGAAUGAGCAGUUAACUUCCCUAAAGAAAGACUUGUGCAAAAUGCGAAGGCAGGGCAAACAUAGAAGUGAAAGGCAGGCGUACAACCAAGCACGCAACCAGUACCUGUAUCAAGUAAGAACGGCUAAGGCCGCAGCAUGGCGCAACUUUGCUAAUGACAUUAACAUAAACCCGUGGGGAAAGGCCUUCAGCUGGGCUAAGCGAGGCCCUAAGUCACGUACUGUGCCCUCGACUAUGAUGGGAGAAAACGGCGCCCACACGAGCACGCUUGGGGAAACAGCUGAACUGCUCCUCAGCUCGUUUUUCCCACGCGAAGGUAAUAAGCAAUCUUUCACAAAGCACGGCCCGCUCCUAGAGUAUGAGGAGCCGGUAGACCAAGAGCGAGUCAAAGCGGCCAUCUGGAGGAUGAGGCCAGGGAAGGCGCCAGGGUUAGACGGCAUCACGGCAGGCAUGCUAAGGAAGGCAUGGCCAAUCCUAGCUGAUGACAUUACAAAGCUGUUUGGGGAUUGCAUGAAGGAUGCCACCUUCCCCCGGGGAUGGAAGGAUGCCAACCUAGUGGUUAUCCCAAAGCCAGGAAAGGCGGAUAUGGCGAACCCCAAGUCGUACAGGCCGGUCAGUCUGCUGCCGACGCUCUCGAAGGCAUUAGAGACGCUGAUCAUCCAGGACCUGGUAAGAGAGACCGAUCUGGACAGUUACAGCCCGCAGCAUGGCUUUGUGCCCGGGAGAUCGACGAUCACGGCAAUAAAAGCCGCAUACGACUGGACAGAGGCCAGCAAGUCCAGGCACGUUGUCGGAGUGUUCUUGGAUAUCACAGGGGCCUUCGACAACGUCGGAUGGCACCCGAUGCUGAAGAGGCUCGACGAGCUCGGGGCGUCAGUCCGAACGCUGAGGAUGGUUGGGCACUACCUCAGUGGUCGUACAGCAUCCCUCAUGCUGCAAGGGGAACGGUACUCCCGAACGAUAGAACGUGGCUGCCCCCAGGGAUCGCAGCUGGGGCCCACUCUGUGGAAAGUCGCCAUGACGGGCUUGGAUAAGAUUAAGUUGGAUGCAUCAGCCACAACGAUACUCUACGCUGAUGACAUAGCGCUGCUUGUUGGAGCAGCUAGGCCACAGACUGCCUUCACCAGGAUCGAAGGAUACCUGGAGAAAAUGCUUACUUGGGCGGAAGAAUAUGAGCUGCGCUUUUCGCCAGCUAAGACACAGAUGAUGUCCGUUAAGGGCGGACUAAAACCAGGGUAUGAUGUGGGUUUCGGCACAAGACCAGCAGCCCCAAGGAUAGUUGCCAGUGGGACGGUCAAGUACCUAGGAGUCCACCUGGAUCCACGGUGCAGCUUCUGGGAGCAUGUAAAAGCACUGAAAAGUAAAUCUGAAGGACUGUACGUAAGGUUAAGACGGAUGACAUCCGCUAACUGGGGCAUGGGUCGCCUGGCUGCCAAGAUAAUCUAUGAAGCAGUAUUUCUCCCGCGGAUCACAUACGCCGCAGAAAUAUGGGCGGAGGAAGGGUGCGGGCUCAAAAAGAGCAUAAAUGCACUGUGCAGCAUGCAAAGAUCCCCACUGCUGGCAAUAACGAGCUGCUAUAGGACGGCAUCAACCAACUGCCUCUCGGCCGUGGCGGGCGUACUGCCCCUUGACCUAGAGGUUAGGAGAGUGACGAUGAAAUGUCGACUCAGAAAUGGCACGAUCAGCAGCCAGGAAUACGAGGACGGAGUCCAGGGCCUCAUCGCGGAAUGGCAGACCCGCUAUGAUGAGACGGACAAGGGCGAGUGGACCAAAAUAAUGAUACCAGAUCUGGCUCGAAGAUGCGCACUGCCGCUGAAAAUGGAUCAUUACACGGCCCAGUUCCUCACUGGGCACGGCGACUUCAAUGCGAAAUUGCACGGGUUCAAGCUCGUGAGAAGCGCUAAUUGCGCGUGCGGAAAUGGAGCGGAAACAGUGCGACACGUACUCUUGGCGUGCACCAGGACAAGGGCUUACCGAGAAGACCUGAUAACGGUCAUGAGGGAAGAGCAAGCAUCGUGGCCUCCCGAGAAAGGAGCCUUUCUAAGUACCAGAAGAACUUACGAAGCCCUGAGAAAGUUCAGUAGAAAGUGCAUGACGAACAGAACAGAUAGGUAG